AUGCUUCUCUUGUAUAUAGAAAUCUUCUAUAAUCAACCGAAAUUUUGUGAAUCUGCAUUAUGGAAUCCAAAUGCAACUACCUUGACAAAUGCGAGCACUGUUGGCAGCUAUCCUAGCGGCAUUUUUAUCGAUAUUUACAAUACUGUUUACGUGGCAGUAUAUUGGUAUAACCGUGUUCUAGUAUGGCCAGAAGGGAGUUUCAUUCCAACGAGAAAUAUAACUGGUAAUUUAAAUGGUCCAUUUAGUGUUUUUGUCACUCACAAUGGCGAUGUUUAUGUUGACAAUGGUGCAAGGGGUCGAAUUCGAAAGUGGUCGCUAAAUGCGACAAGAAGCAUAACUGUGAUGUAUGUCGCUGAUGUCUGUGCUGGCCUCUUUAUUGACAAUAAUAAUACUCUUUAUUGUUCCCAAUGGACGAAUAAUGUGAUUGUCAAAGGUUCACUAGAUAAGGAUGCAAAUGCAUCAAUGAUUGCUGCAGGUAAUGGUACAGCAGGUUCAGCAUCGAAUUUAUUAUCUUCUCCUAUCGGAAUAUUUGUCGAUAUUAAUUUUAAUCUCUAUGUUGCCGAUUCUGGAAAUAAUAGAAUUCAAUUAUUUCAAUUUGGUCAAUUGAAUGCAAUCACAGUGGCAGGUGAUGGAGCAUCAAUCAACUUCGCGCUUGACUAUCCUACAGGNAGAUGCGCCUUCUAG
Messenger RNA from Rotaria sp. Silwood2, 684 nucleotides. The record is from the annotation of a GenBank genome assembly. Lineage: Eukaryota; Metazoa; Rotifera; Eurotatoria; Philodinida; Philodinidae.